AUGGGGCAGGGAGAUGGCGACGACGACUGCAUCCGCAAUACAACUUUCUGUGUGAGAUUUCCGCCUAUUGCCACUGGGGGCGAAAAGGGGUUUCCAGCCGGAGAGGGGUUCCUCCAUCUUCUGGCGCAUCUUCGGCGUCUGAAUUUAUACAAGAUUGCAAAUCCCCUCCGCGAUUACAGCAAUUAUGUGGCUUUCGGAGGGAGUGCAACGUGCAACUUGACGCCUCAUUUGCCCGAACUUCCGCCGACGUCCGACAUCCGAGGCGACCCAAGCAAAGUGAGAAUGGCUAUCUGCGGCGCCGGUCCCACCUUAAUGGUAAUGAUCCUGACAGUGAUUUUAACACUAUGUCAUUCAACGGAUACCUGGCAGCGCCUACCGUCUCUGGAAACCUUCUCCUCAUAUGAGGAUAUGCAGCGAUACUUUGAUCAGCGUAAUUUGCGUAGCAUGCGGCAUAUUGACAAUCCCACGGACGAUAGUUACCUGGCGGCGUUUAAUCAGUACAACGAGCAGCUGGAGGAUCGGAAUCCUAAGCGGGGGGCAACAGUUCACUCCAGGAUAAAACGCGAGCAGCGCCAACUGCCCACGGCACCAAGAAUGUUGAGCUUCGAGCUGGCGGAUGCCGUGGAGCCGAGUCCGGAACUUAAGCAAAUCCUGCGGAAAUAUCAUGCCAGAGCCCUGAAGGAAGAUCCCGCUUUCAUGAGUUCAGUCAGUACUACUCAGGUCCCUCCACCUGCUGACAGUACCACAAAGAGUGCAAAAGUAAUCUCCCGAAAACCUCGUCGUCAGAGGCGAUCGGCUGUUGGAGCCCAGCAACCAGCCGAUUUUAAAGUCCAGAUGAUUCCUUUUGAGGAAACAGACGCCAGAGAACCCGACCCCGUGACAGCCCAACUUAUCAAGAAGGCUCGCACCCUAGAUCUGCAAAGUCAGGCAACUAGAUCCUCAGACUUUCGACAGCCAAAUCCCCAAGUGGCUAGAAAGAAGCCCUUCCAAGUGAGGAUUCGCAAAACGAAGCGUUCAAAGCGCUCCGCUCCGCAGAUGCUGAAGUUUGAGUUGGCGGAUGCCAAGCCCUUGCCCCAAAGAGCGGGAAAGCAGUUCUCAUCUGAGAGUGUACCCACCCUGCUGACGAUGGAAGCCCAGGCCAGAAAUAAGACCCACCUUCCGCAGUUGACCACACCCACACCUCGUGUAGAGGACAACGAUAUACUAACGGGAGAGGCCACAGCGGAAGCCAAGCGCAUGUAUGUUUAUAAGGAGUCACCUCUCACUUCCGGACAAGUGAAAACGAAGAAAUCCUUGAGCACUCUGCCCCAUGAAGUUCAAAAGGUUAUCGGCCGGCUGAUGAAGGAUGGACUGGGUGGUAAGGCGUAUGUAAAGUAUCUUCCUGCCCAGAAAUCCGACUACGAGCACUACAAAGCCAAGCCCCUAUCCUAUGGACCUAAGCCUUUGGGUAACUAUAUUAAGUACAUCAACAAACCGGCAGAACCAUCGGCAGCUCCAGCUCCCGUCCAAGUGCACAUCCAACCAGUUCCUGUGGUGGAGCAACUACGUUACGUAUAUAAGCCCAGCUUUGAGGCAGCUGCUCCCACAAUAGCCCAACCCAUUGUGGUCCAGGAGGCGCCAGCUCCCACAGUGGCAGUGGAGGAAGUGCACCACACAUACACCGCAGAGCUGACACCACCGCCCACCCAAAACCUAGAGGUGAUUGUGCCACAGUUCAGGCCCUCCAAGCCAGACCCUCUACUGGCUGAAGCUCCUGCCAUCUACGGAAAGCCCCAGGAGUCCUACAACUACGAUGUCCCGCAGGAGGCUUCCCCCCUGAUCAAGAUCGAGUACCAUGCCCAGCCGGAUGGCCUCAAGGAGCACUACAAGCAGCUGCCGGAGUUCCAGCAAUUGUCCACCCUUAUUGGCAAGUCCCCAGAUGACCAGAUCCACGGAUUAACCUACCUGCUGGCCAAGGAAAUGCAAGCCAAGUUGCUGAGGCAGGGAAAACAUCUUUUGGAUCGUCCUCAGGAUAGUACGGCACCGAUCCUAUUCCACCCAGGACAAGGACCAUCUCCGGCACCUACUCUCAAAACCCUGUUGGAUCACGGAUCUCUGGGCAUCCAGCCCGGCCGGCUAAUCGGUAUGGCCAAAACCAAGCAGUAUGUGCCCAUUAUUGAGCCGGGCAACAAUGAUGUCAAGGAACUGCCGGCGGUUUCCAGCAGCGAGGCAUCGAAGCUGCCUACACCAAGUUCCUACAUCGAUUACAGCCACGGACAUGGUCUGUCAAAUGGAUAUGAGGGCGUGGCCAAUGUUGAGGAACCGGUGUCGACGGUGGAGCAUGUGGUGCACCACCCCACGGUGGCCUCCCAGCUGCUCCACCAGCACCAGAUCCAACAGAACACCCAGCAGCAACACCACGAACUUGUGGCCACCGUCCUGCCGGCGGAACUGGAUGCCGACAAGGGCGUGAAUGGUCUGCACUUUGUGCACAGCCAGGAGGACAAGUCGCUGCAGCAGUACGCCUCAAAGUAUGCGUUCGGUUAUCGCAUACGUGAUUUCCAUACCGGCAACGAUUUUGGCCACAAGCAGAAUCGUGAUCUCCACGGCGUGACACGCGGCCAGUACCACAUCCUUCUGCCGGACGGAAGGAUCCAGAACGUUAUCUACCACGCCGAUGACACGGGCUUCCAUGCGGAUGUCAGCUUCGAGAGCGGAGCAAAUCAUUGAUUCUGGUCUGCACCAAGCGGUUCAAUGUGGAGCCUUACUUAAGCUAGUAAUAACCUAACCAUAAUUCAAUAACCUACAGACUCGUUGAUGAGCAAUCUAAUUGGCUAAUGGUUUUCACAGGCUAUGCGAAAAAGUAAGGCAAGAGGCGAAGAAUUCUUUAAAAAACACUAAUUUGUUGAAAUAGCAAACGAUUUUAAUUCAAGUAACAACAUCAAAAUUCAUAGAUUAAGAAUACAAUUUUUCAAACUAAGUUCAGAUAAAACUUGCUAAGACGAACAACCAAAAUCUGUUGAUUUUCGGAAACAAUUUUCGAUUUCCUUCGACCUUUUCGUUCCUUAAAAUAAAGGAUCAUAUUGUUGACUCCUUCUAAGCUAACUUUUAACACCUAAAAAACAGAGAAUUGAGCAUCGCAGAGAUUACUGUAUUUAAAGCGGCCCUCUAAGUCGCAUGUACAAUUUGUAAAACAAUUGUGCACAGAACAUUCGCCUAGAUUGGCCUAUUCAUUGUUUUAUUGUUCAACUAAAUUCCAAAUAAUGGCAAUCUGCAUUUUCCGUUCUUGUUCAAAUGCUAUUAUAGAUAUUAAGUGAUUUCCAUCUCAUUUCUGGUUACUUGAGCACUGCUCAAAUUAGUUUAAGCUCAUAAAAAAUGUAUGUUAAAUUAAGGAGCCAGUGCAAUAGCGCAUGCAAGCAAUGCCAACCAAUGUGUU
Messenger RNA from Drosophila biarmipes, 3415 nucleotides. RefSeq lists its product as uncharacterized. Lineage: Eukaryota; Metazoa; Arthropoda; Insecta; Diptera; Drosophilidae. The coding region runs from base 1 to 2709 and encodes 902 amino acids. Gene Ontology annotation, cellular component: extracellular matrix. The transcript has 5 exons. The record is from RefSeq and is a predicted model, not a curated record.